Molecule: messenger RNA, 1095 nt
Organism: Microdochium trichocladiopsis
Lineage: Eukaryota; Fungi; Ascomycota; Sordariomycetes; Xylariales; Microdochiaceae
Exons: 4
Coding region: 1-1095 (364 amino acids)
Source: RefSeq, a predicted model, not a curated record
AUGCCAACAGUAUUCUUCAUCGGGGCGACCGGCCACAUCGGUGGUGCGAUCUUGCACCUGUUAACCAGCAAAGACAAGUUCACAAAGGAUCUGCAAAUCCGAGCUCUAGUCCGGGACUCGGACAAGGCUACCCGCCUCCAGGACAAGUUUCCCAAAGUGAAGAACCUCGAAUGCGUGGUCGGCGACCUGAAGACGCUCGACGUCCUUGAGCGCGAAGCUGAGGCGGCAGACAUUGUAAUCAACACGGCUCCUGACAUCACCCACGACGAUGGCAUCAACGCUGUCCUGGACGGCCUCUCGGCGGGGCCUUCCAAGGCUUACUACAUCCACACCGCCGGUGCGUCUCUGAUCUGGGACGAGCCGACGGGCAACCCAGAGGCCCGGGAGUGGGACGACAUUGCCGACCUCGAGGACAUCAAGAAGCUCGACGUGGCGCACACGCACAGCCAGACCGACCGGCAGGUCCGUGCCGCCCACGCGCCGGGCAAGCUGCACGUCGCCAUUGUCAGCCCCGUCAUGGUCGGCGGGAUGAGCCCCUUCUCGUCGGAGCACCCGAUCGCCGAGGGGAAGAACCAGUUUGGCUGGGUGCAUGUGGACGACCUCGCGCGCAUAUACGAAGGCCUGGUCGCCGACGCCCUGGGCUCCUUGGCCGCCGCCGCAGCCGGGGACCCGAGUGAUGUUACUAGUGCCGAUGCUACCUUAUGGGGCCCAGACGCAUACUACUUUGGCUCGGCCAAGAACUAUAUCUUCCACGAGUGGAUGCAGGGGAUCGUCCCGGCCCUGCAAAUGACCCAGCUGAUAAAGACCUCGGAUAUCAAGUCUGUCAAUGUCCACGAGGCCGCGCGCAAGGCUCUGUAUGGGGGCACGAGCCAAGAGUACGACGAGAACGCGCCGCCUCCACCCGAGGACUCGUGGGCCAUGCACAUUGCCAUCAUGUACGCAAUCAACAUGCGGGUGCGGCCGUCGCGGGCGGCCAAGUUGCUGGACUGGAAGCCCGAGAAGGACGUCAUGGCAGACUGGGAGCACAUCUUUCAAACGUUUCUGAAGCGCGAGGCUGCCGAGGCCGCAGCAGUAGCAGCAGCGGCGAAGGCCUAG